AUGCCACCCCGCAAGAAGGUAAACUCCGGGCGGGAGGUGUCUCAGUCAGUGUCUCAGUCGAUCGUACCAGAGCAUUCGCAUAAGAAGCGAUGCUGGGAUCUAGUAGAUGCCCCUUCGUUGUCUCGCAGUCAGGGAACUGGGACUAUAAAGAUGGAUCCGAACAGCAUUCACAAACCGUUACGCCGGUCAGCAAGAUUACAAGUAACAGCUAUACCAGAGCAAUCGGAACAAGAACAGAACCAUACAUCCUCAUCUUUACCGAAUAAAUUCCAAAGACCAAGAUCGAAAACUGUGCCGACGCAACCACGGGAUUGGAAGAUACCAAAACGGAGGCCGGUAUUAGAGGAAAAAGUAAUUAGCCCUCCAAAACGACGUAGAAGGAAAUCGACCUCAGCACGAAGGGACCAGAUACCUUCCUUGUUACCAGCCAUAACCUUCGAGGGCGAAGACAUAGAAGGCGAAGAAAGCGAAGUCCGCGAUUCCGACGGUGUACUUUGGGUAAAAAUGCCAUUCGUAUCGCCUGAAGACAUUUAUAACUUCUCAGCCGAGUUUUACAUUGCACCACCUCGGAUAGUCGAAGUUAACACCGCCGUCGGCCCACCACCAAUAAUUGUCCGCUUACACAUCGUAGACAAGAAGACCGGACAGGAAGUACCGUACGAUAACGAUCCCGAAAGGUACUACUGGGCUAUGGCGAGGGUACUCCAUGAAGACCACACACUGUGCACGGAACCGGAGUAUCAGAACAAAAACCAGGCAACCGAGACUCCCAUGUCGUGGUUUCAUGAGGAACAGGAGGAAGAUACUCGGACCCCCGUUACUCAAACACCACCACCUGGCGGCCCUGUGCGCAAAUGGAAAACUUUCGUAACAUUCCCAGGUAUCCAGAUCCCAGUAGUGGGAAAAUACCGGAUAAUGAUUACCUUGGGUGUAUACAUCGACCAGAAGCUGCGAGCGGCCGAUGGGAGGGAGAAAGACGAGAAAGUCUGCAAAGAACUUGUAUCGACUACUUCAGAUGUUAUCAUUGUGCAAGAAGAAGAACCGAAAGACGAUGAUGCUUCGGACCUUCUCCAGAAAAAGGAUCUCUACGACAAGUUUCUAGCGGAACGAGAUGAAUUCUUCAAACGAGAACAAAACGAAUCAUAUUAA
Orbilia oligospora ATCC 24927 is the source of this 1149-nucleotide messenger RNA. RefSeq lists its product as uncharacterized. The transcript is spliced from 3 exons. Bases 1 to 1149 code for a protein of 382 amino acids. The record is from RefSeq and is a predicted model, not a curated record. NCBI's taxonomy places the organism in Eukaryota, Fungi, Ascomycota, Orbiliomycetes, Orbiliales, Orbiliaceae.